AUGGAAAUAUCUUUUACUGGAUUAAAAGCUCUCGUUACGGGAGCCGGUAGAGGAAUUGGACGAGAUGUGGCUAAAAUGUUGUCAAAAUGUGGUGCCACAACAUAUGCCCUGAGCAGAACUGAAGAACACCUAAAUACAUUAGUGGCAGAGUGUCCCGAGAUUCAGCCCGUUGUUUGUGACUUGAGUGAUUGGGACAAAACUCGUUCGACAGUUACUUCCCUUGGACCUAUUGAUCUUCUGGUCAAUAAUGCGGCCCUUGCAGUCAACAACCCGUUUUUAGAAGCCAGAAAAGAAGACUUUGAGCGGUUAUUCAAUGUCAAUUUGUAUUCAGUGGUUAAUGUAUCACAGGUUGUUGCCAAAAGAAUGAUUGAAGACAAGCGCAAAGGAUCCAUUGUGAAUGUGUCUAGCCAAUCAUCUUUGAUUGGACUGAAAGAUCAUGCUGUGUACAGUAGCAGUAAAGGUGCCCUUGAUGCUCUCACAAGAGUUAUGGCUGUUGAAUUAGGACCUUUUGGGAUCCGUGUGAACAAUGUCCAUCCAACUGUGGUGUUGACAGAUAUGGGAAUAAAGGAUUGGAGUGACCCAGUCAAAGCAGCCCCUUUGCUUAACCGAAUGCCACUUGGAAAAUUUGCUGAAGUUGAAGAUGUUGUCUAUACAAUUUUGUUUCUGCUCAGUGACAAAUCCAUGUCAACUACAGGCUCCAAUCACCCAGUUGAUGGUGGCAUCCUUUGCUGCUGA
Molecule: messenger RNA, 735 nt
Organism: Acanthosepion pharaonis
Lineage: Eukaryota; Metazoa; Mollusca; Cephalopoda; Sepiida; Sepiidae
Source: the annotation of a GenBank genome assembly